AUGUCUGCUUCCGAACCAGCAAAUGACCCUGAGAUCCUCGCACAUGUCCAGAAGUUCUGGGAGGGUCGAAAGCCGCACAGCCCAAUCUAUCAGUUUCUGCUCAACGAUAUCAAGCUGACCCAUGCAUCCAAAGGCGUCGUUCGCGCUCGACUGCUAUUGACCUCUAACCAUGUCAACGCCCAUGGCGGUAUCCAUGGCUCUGUAUCCGCCACGCUUGUUGAUUGGAUUGGGGGCCUCGUGAUCGCCGCUUGGGACAACCGGUCCACCAAGACUGGCGUCUCGACAGACAUUCACAUCUCCUACCAGAGUUCAGCCAAGGAUGGCGAGGAGAUUGAGAUUGAGGGCAGGACUAGCAAGGUUGGGGGAUCACUAGCCUUUACUACAGCGACUAUCUGGAAGGUCGUGGAUGGCAAGCCAGGACCCAUUGUUGCGACUGGCUCACACACCAAGUUUGUGAGAGUAUGA
Messenger RNA from Plenodomus lingam JN3, 465 nucleotides. RefSeq lists its product as uncharacterized. Gene Ontology annotation, molecular function: fatty acyl-CoA hydrolase activity. Lineage: Eukaryota; Fungi; Ascomycota; Dothideomycetes; Pleosporales; Leptosphaeriaceae. The record is from RefSeq and is a predicted model, not a curated record.